Stereum hirsutum FP-91666 SS1 is the source of this 2106-nucleotide messenger RNA. Its product is annotated as alcohol oxidase. NCBI's taxonomy places the organism in Eukaryota, Fungi, Basidiomycota, Agaricomycetes, Russulales, Stereaceae. Bases 1 to 2106 code for a protein of 701 amino acids. Gene Ontology annotation, molecular function: flavin adenine dinucleotide binding; oxidoreductase activity, acting on CH-OH group of donors. The transcript has 7 exons. The record is from RefSeq and is a predicted model, not a curated record.
AUGCCUCUACACUUGCUGCUGCUCACACUGUCACUCAUUUCUAAUGUCAACUCAUAUCCCCAACCGCCAUCCCCCUAUUCACACAGCGCUCGCAGCAGUGCUAUUUCUAGACGAAAUAUCGUCACAGACAGCUCACAACUCUCGGAUUCCUAUGACUUUAUAAUCUGUGGAGGAGGAACCGCCGGCCUUGUACUCGCUUCACGGCUUUCGGAAGACUCGAAUCACACUGUGUUGGUACUCGAAGCAGGAGAUACCGGAGACGCAGAGGCGGACUCCAUCAACGUUCCCGCCAAUGCCUAUUACGACUCCGCUGUCGGCGGCGCCGCUGACUGGGCCUACACCACCGUUACACAAUCCAACGCCAACAACCGCGCUAUGACCUGGCCAAGAGGGAAGGUACUCGGAGGUUCAUCCGCCAUCAACGGCAUGUACGCCGUCCGACCCUCCCAAAUCGAAUACGACGCUUGGGCAGCUCUCAUUGCAGAAGACGACAGUAGCGCGAGUUCGAAGUGGGGUUGGGAUGCUCAGUUCGCAGCGAUGAAGAAGGCCGAGACGUACAGCGCGCCUAGCUCGGACACGAGUGAGAACAUCGCCAUCGAGGCUUCGGACUCCGGUAGAGGGACGAGUGGACCGGUUCAUGCGACUUAUCCCGAAUACAUGGUCCCCCUUGUCGGUAACUGGACGUCCACCUUGUCUGCUGCUGGCGUUCCGGAGACUGCGGACGCGUACAGCGGCGAGAACUGGGGAGCAUACGUCGCCACCUCCGCCAUUAACCCUACGAACUGGACCCGUUCAUACUCCCGCUCCGCCUAUAUCGACCCUCUCGCUCCCCGCUCCAACCUCCAAAUUCUUCCCAACGCGCAAGUCACUCGCAUCAUCUUCAGCAGCUCUUCUGGAAACAUCACCGCGAAUUCUGUGGAAUGGGCCACGAGCAGCUCGGCGGCGAGGAAUACGGUGAAUGUGACGAAGGAGGUGAUCAUCGCGGGAGGUGCUAUCGGAAGUCCCACCAUCUUGAUGCACAGUGGAGUGGGUCCGAGCGACGUCUUGGGGGCUGCUGGCGUUGAUGUCGUGUACGACCUCCCCGGAGUUGGACAACAUCUUCAGGACCAUAUCAGCACCCAGUUGAGCUUCAGUACGUCGGCCACGACCGCGAAAGCCAUCCAAGACUCGGGUGACUACAGCUCCAUCACUGGUGGCGAGACGGCAUUCAUGUCGUACAUCAACUCCGCUACAGCCUACGUCAAUAUCACUCAGCUCCUUGGGUCUGACGAAGCCCAGACCUUUGCGGACUCCGUCUCCUCUGCUCUCAGCUCUUCCGCUUCGUCCCUUGUUCCCAGCACAGAUAGCACAGUCAUCUCUGGCUACGAGACGAUUUACAACUCCAGUCAAUCGCUUUUGAUGACCCAGCUGGGCCACAUUGAGAUCUUGUUCAGUGCGACUACCAGCGAUUCGGCUGUUGGGAUCCAGAUCGCUCUGCAGAGGCCUUUCAGUCAAGGACGUCUCUAUAUCAACUCCUCGGACCCCUUCGUUUACCCCGUCAUCGACCCUCAAUACCUGUCGAACUCCGCCGACAUCCAACUGCUUCGCGCUGGCUUCAAGCUUGCUCGUACGGUCGGUAACACAGCACCUUUGAGCAACUACCUUACCGGCGAGACGACACCCGGAACGUCGACAAGCUCGGACGACGAUAUCGACACUUGGCUCGCGCAGAACAUCGGCACAGAAUAUCACCCGAGUUGCUCGUGCGCGAUGCUGCCGUUGGACAAGGGCGGUGUCGUCGACUCUGACCUCAAGGUUUACGGGCUUUCAAACGUCCGUGUCGUCGACGCUUCCGUUUUCCCCAUCCAGUUCGCCGCUCACUUGGCUGUUCCCGUCUACGGCCUCGCCGAACAGGCCUCCGAUCUCAUCCGGGCAUAUUACAACGGCGUCUCCACCACCUCUAACUCAUCAACGAACUCCACCGCCACAUCGACCAGCUCGUCUUCGGGCCAGACUGGAGUCUCGACGAGCGGUGCGUCGCACGCCGUUCCGUUUUCGACCUCGCCGUCGGCGGUCGGUGCGGUCAGCUUGGGCAUGAUGCUCUUGGGGUCGAUGUUGGUGUUGUAA